CUGCUCCUUGUUCUAUAAUGAGCCCCUGAAACUGACCGUCAAAAGAGGUUACGGAACCAACGCCACCGUAGCCUUGUAGAAGAAGUGGACCGAACGAUAAUUUUCUCAAAGGUUUUAGGGUUUGCAACAUAACCAAACCCCAGUGACGAAGCCAAGGCCGAAGAACCAUGGAGAGUGCCUUCGCGAGCGCCUCUGCGAUCUCUGACCAGAGGCAAAAGAUCGAGCAGUACAAGCACAUUCUCUCCACCGUGAUUUCCUCAAGCGACGUCGUUCAGGCCAAGAAGUUCAUCGAUCACAUGUUGUCGGAGGAUGUUCCUUUGGUGGUUUCGCGGCAACUUUUGCAGAAUUUUGCUCAAGAGUUAGGGCGGUGGGAGCCGGAGACCCAGAAGGAGAUUGCCCAUUAUGCCCUUUCUCAGAUUCGAGCCGUUUCAUUUGAAGAGCAGGUGCUAAUCAUAAGAGAGAAACUAGCGGAAUUGUACGAGUCUGAGCAACAAUGGUCAAAAGCAGCUCAAAUGCUUAGUGGCAUUAAUCUAGACUCUGGAAUGAGAGUGGUUGAUGAUACAUUCAAGUUAUCAAAGUGUGUCCAAAUUGCUCGCCUAUAUCUUGAGGAUGAUGAUGCAGUCAAUGCAGAAGCUUUUAUUCAUAAAGCUUCAUUCUUGAUUACCAAUAUUCAGCAUGAAGUUUUGAAUUUACAGUAUAAGGUUUGUUAUGCGAGGAUUUUAGAUUUAAAGAGGAGGUUCUUGGAGGCAGCAUUACGUUAUUAUGAAUUUUCUCAGAUUGAAAAGAGGCAAAUAGGAGAUGAAGAGAUUGAUGAGGAAGCACUGGAGCAAGCUUUGUCUGCUGCAGUUACGUGUACAAUUUUGGCCGCCGCAGGACCCCAACGUUCUCGUGUUCUUGCCACUUUGUACAAAGAUGAGAGAUGCUCAAAAUUAAAAAUUUAUCCAAUACUACAAAAGGUGUAUUUGGAGAGAAUUUUGAGGAAACCAGAAAUUGAUGCAUUUUCUGAAGAGUUAAAGCCGCAUCAGAAAGCACUUCUGCCGGACAACUUUACAGUGUUAGAUCGUGCAAUGAUUGAACAUAAUCUUCUCAGUGCCAGCAAACUUUACACAAAUAUAAGUUUUGAUGAGUUGGGCACUUUGCUGGGAAUUGAACCUCAUAAGGCUGAGAAGAUUGCAUCAAAAAUGAUCUAUGAGGACAGAAUGAGGGGAUCUAUUGAUCAGGUGGAAGCUGUCAUACAUUUUGAGGACGACACUGAAGAGCUGCAACAAUGGGAUCAGCAGAUUGUUGGCCUGUGUCAAGCGCUCAAUGACGUAUUGGACAGCAUGGCAAAGAAGGGCUUGCCAAUUCCUGUCUGAUCUUUCUUGACGUCAGAAAUUGAACAGUGAAUUUGUUUUCACCUCUAUACAUUUUGAUAGCUGUCCCUUUCCCAUUACAUAUUGUAGCGAUUCCAAUUUCUUGAGAAUUACUUGUUAUGAGAACUAAUUGUUUAGAUUAGCUUCAGACGUAAAUUUCAUAUAUUGUGAAAAAGACGUAAAUAUCCCCUGGAGGGUGAUUUGUGCAUAACUUGUUUGUGGCUGUUAAUGGCAAGCACUGUUUUGCAGCCCCAAUAGGAGGGAGGUCA
Molecule: messenger RNA, 1621 nt
Organism: Prunus persica (peach)
Lineage: Eukaryota; Viridiplantae; Streptophyta; Magnoliopsida; Rosales; Rosaceae
Product: COP9 signalosome complex subunit 4
Exons: 14
Coding region: 168-1355 (395 amino acids)
Cellular component (GO): COP9 signalosome; cytosol
Source: RefSeq, a predicted model, not a curated record